Stereum hirsutum FP-91666 SS1 is the source of this 4067-nucleotide messenger RNA. RefSeq names its product Pkinase-domain-containing protein. The transcript has 12 exons. Lineage: Eukaryota; Fungi; Basidiomycota; Agaricomycetes; Russulales; Stereaceae. Gene Ontology annotation, cellular component: autophagosome; cytoplasm. Bases 209 to 3556 code for a protein of 1115 amino acids. Gene Ontology annotation, molecular function: protein serine/threonine kinase activity; ATP binding. The record is from RefSeq and is a predicted model, not a curated record. Gene Ontology annotation, biological process: peptidyl-serine phosphorylation; autophagy; autophagosome organization.
CACAUUGUACAACUUAAUUAUCUCGAUUCUCGACCGACUUGAUUAUUGGACUAGUUCAAUCCAUUCAUCAUCCAUACCUGAGCCUCGAGGCCGCAUCCGAAUAGAUAACACACACCUCGUUCUCACCCACCUAUCCACCUAUCCAUUCCAUCUCUUAAUACUGCCAGUCAUAUCACCACCAUCACCAUCUUCGAAGAGAGAACGAGCGAUGGCACCCGCCCCCGCGCCCCCGGUGCACCGCACAUCGAGCACGAGCAACACCUCCUUCGGCGGCAAACGUCCAGAAGACGAGGAGUUGAAGCCGUAUGUCAUUGUAGGCGAUCUCGGGAAAGGUAGUUUCGCGACCGUAUACAAGGGAUACCAUCAGGAAACGAGAAGGGAAGUGGCGAUCAAGACUGUUAGCCGGAGUGGCUUGUCGAGCAAGCUGUUCGAGAACUUGCAAUCCGAGAUCGACAUCCUGAAAUCCCUCCAACAUCGACAUAUCACCCGUCUCAUCGACGUCUUCCGCGCCGAACGCAACAUCUAUCUCAUCAUGGAAUACUGCGCCGGCGGCGAUCUCACCAACUACAUCAAGAAGCGGGGCCGUGUAGAAGGGCUCGAGUACAUUCCUCACCCUGGAGCGCCGCCACAGUAUUUCCCGCAGCCGAGGACGGGAGGGUUGACGGAGAUUGUGGUGAGGAGUUUUUUGAGGCAGUUGGCGAGGGCGUUGAAGUUCCUUCGACAACGGAAUCUUAUUCAUCGAGAUAUCAAGCCGCAGAACCUCCUCCUGAAACCGCCCGCCGAAGACGACCUCGCGCGCGGCCACCCGCUCGGCAUCCCCAUCCUCAAGAUCGCCGAUUUCGGCUUCGCGAGGCUAUUGCCUGAACAGAUGAUGGCGGAGACGUUGUGUGGGUCUCCCCUCUACAUGGCCCCCGAAAUCCUCUCCUACCAGAAAUACGACGCCAAAGCCGAUCUCUGGUCCGUCGGCGCAGUUCUCUACGAGAUGAGCGUCGGGAAGCCUCCGUUCCGCGCACAGAACCAUAUAGAGCUGUUGAAGAAGAUCGAUCAUAGUAGGGGGAUUAAGUUUCCGGAUGAGGAUCCGAGGAAUCAGCAGCCUCCUUCUCUUGCUCCUCCUGCUCCGUCCUCUGCUACCACCACUACUACGCCGGGUGCAAAUGUAAAUGGGAAUGGGACUGGGAAUACGAACGGAGAGACACAAGCAGUCCAAGUAGUCCCAGACGACGUGAAGAAGCUUAUUCGAGUCCUGCUGAAACGAAACCCGGUCGAACGCGCGAGUUUCGACGAGUUCUUCAAGUCGCAUGCGUUGGCGAAUUCGAAAUUUCCGAGGCCGGGCAAGGAGCCGUCUCACUCGCACGGUCAUGGACAGGGACAGGGACGUGGUGAGAGGACGGUUUCUAUGUCUGGGGGGAGGCCGGGGUAUGGGGGUGGUCAGGCGCAGAGGAGGUUAUCGUAUUAUGAUCGGGAGAUGGACGUCGAACCUCGAAGUCGAGGGGCAGACGCAGAGCAGGAGGGGAAUGAGCGAGAGGGCGAAGGGGAAGGAGAGGAAGGGAUGGGAGAGGAUGUGCGGAUACCGCCGGAGGUGUUAGAUGCGAAUGCGAUGAUUCCGCCGAGUCGGUUUAAGUUUCGGAGGAGGGAGAGCGCUGCUGGUGCUGCUGCUGGGUCUCCUGGGGGUGGUGUUGGGAUUGGUAAUGGGGUUGGUAAUGAGAGGGGGACGGGUGGAGGGACGGGUGGAGGGGUGAAUGGGAGGGGGAGUCCGGGGGUGGAGGGAGGUGUUGGGACGACACCGCCAAACGACCCCACCCCCCUAAAUCUCGCACGAAAGUCAUCCCCGACAUCAAAUCCAAAUCCCGGUCAUGGUCACGACCCAAACCCAAAGAAACCACCACGAGCACUAGAGGCCGAAGCUUCGUUGAUUCCAGGCGAGACGGAGGAAGAUGGACUGUUGAGGAGGGAGUAUGUGCUCGUGGGGGAUGUGAGGGCGGUGGAGUUUAAUCGGGCUGUCGAUGAGAUCAACUCGCGGAGACGGCCGCUCCUCGACGUUCGUGCCCAACCCACCCCACUCCGCCAAACCCCAUCCCGACAAACACCAACAACGACGGACUACUUCACCACCACCACCUCAUCCUCCCCUCCUCUCUCCUCCUCGCCCACAACAUACACAUACGCACAACAAGCCCAAAUCCAAGCCCAAACGCCCUACACACCUUACCCCCUUUCCUCCACCCCCUCCACCGCCAAUCCCUCCCACACCCCAACAACAAACACAAACGCAAACGCAACAUUCCCACCACCCCCAAACCUCCACGCCAUCCCGCCCCCCUCCAUGACCCCCGGUCUCUCCGCAUCACCCGGAGGAGGAGCAGGGGGCGCGAAUACGGUCUCGAGGGCGACGACGAACGCGUUGGCGAGGGCGUUGAGUUUGGCGAGUAAGAAGCUUUUUGGGCAGGCGGUGAGGCCGGCUUCGAGUGUUGCGGUGCCGCAUUUUAGUCAUCGAGAUUAUGCAUCGCCUGGUACGACUACCAUGGAAAGGGAGGGUGGGGAUGCUGUUGGGGAUGCUGGGGUGGUGUCGAGUAGGAGACCGAUUAUUGUGUCGAGGGGGACGGGGAAUUAUCCCACCGGUGAUGAUGUCUCAGGCGAUGGAGACGGAGAUGGGGGCCGGAAGGUCGGGAACGGUGAGAAUGGCGAGGGUGGGGGUGGGGGUGGGGGAGUGGAUCCGAUGGAGGACGAAUUGUUGGAGCGGUUGGAGCAGUUGGCGCAGAAGACGGAUGUGAUCACGCGGUGGGCGGACGAGAUGUAUGAGUAUGUGAAGGCGAUACCGCAGAAGCCCCUCCCCGACCCCGCCAAAUUCACGCCCCGCGAAGGCGAGCCGACCAAGACCGCGAUCAAACGGCGGCACGCCGAUUUCCAGGCGGAAUACAACGCGGUGACCUGCGUCGCCGUGUACAUGCUCGUCAUGUCGUUCUCGCAGAAGGGGAUCGAGGAGCUGAGCCGGUAUCAGCAGCAUUGUGUGAUGCGGGAGCCGGAUGAGGAUUUUGAGGCGAGUGAGGGGUUUGAUGAAGCGCUGACGUGGUUCAUGGAGCAUUUCGAGAAGUGCAGCGAGCGGGCGGUCAUGGUCAAGACGUGGUUACCCGCACAAUACACCGGGCCGAGCACCUAUGUCGACGAGCUCGUGUACAAUCGUGCUCUCACACUCAGCCGAACAGCGGCGAAGAAGGAACUCUUGGACCAGCACGCCACGCCCGAUGAAUGCGAGAUGUUGUACGUCGAGUCGUUGUGGUGCUUGUAUGCGCUGCAGGACGAUCUGCUGCAGAAGGAUAAUCCAUUCAUGGAGGAGGAUCGGGAGACGAUAUCGACUUGGAUCAAGCGGACGAAGCUCCGCCUCAUUAGAUGUCGUGCGCGUAAGACGAUGAACAAUCGGGAUCGGUUGAAGGACGCAAGGGCGGACAAGAACCUGGAUGAUGUGCCACGGAUACCGGCGCCUUGGGAUGCGGAGGCGCUGUUAGAGUUCCAGAAGAAAGCUGCUGCGGGCGAGGGUUCGCCGACGAAGCAGUCAUGAUUGGGGCGCUGGCGUUCGCUGUAGUGUGCGUGGGGGACGUGAAGUGGGGACGGCAGCGUUGGCUGCGUGGUGAGAGUGUGACCUUUCUCGUCUGGGAUCUUGUGGUUUCUUCUCGGCUGUUUAUUUUUCCUUUUUUCUUGCAUCAAUCACGUCGCUCUCCAGGUUAGGUUUUGUACUUUUCUUUGUAUCUUUAACAGCCCCUAUAUCUCCUCCCCUCCCCUCUCCUCUUGUCUUGAUAUAGUUUCCCUGAUCAUCAUGUUUUGACUCGGCUGUAAUCAUAUCUAUAAUGGUCCUCCUAGGCGCUAGGGGGACUUGGGACUACUCUUUCUACGGUACUUCUUUCUCACCUUUCCAUUUACGUCGCCACCUCAUGUCCAUUAUUCCCGUUCUUCAUACUGCAUUAUGUGAUCUUUUUUAUUCUGCCUGUCCAUCUGAUUCUGUGUACGAUUGUUGCCCUCCAAGUUGCCCGAUCGGAGUUCUUACUUCAUUGCUUUUCCCUGCCCUCUCACCC